This is a messenger RNA of Brassica oleracea var. oleracea, 825 nucleotides long. Its product is annotated as CASP-like protein 1F1. The transcript is spliced from 3 exons. Lineage: Eukaryota; Viridiplantae; Streptophyta; Magnoliopsida; Brassicales; Brassicaceae. The record is from RefSeq and is a predicted model, not a curated record. The coding region runs from base 126 to 638 and encodes 170 amino acids.
UCUUCUCUUUCUCUUGUCUUGCUGAAGUUUUGGGAUCUUACACCACAACAAACAACAACCAUAUUUUUGUCUUAUUUGUAUCAUCUGUCAUCUUAAGGAAAGUAAAAUAUUGAUUGAUCUGGAUAAUGAUGGGAGCCAAUGAUGAGAGAAGAACGCCUUUAAUGAAUCUUGGGGUUCAAGUGUCGAUGAGAGUGUUAGCCAUUGGCACUGCAUUGGCCUCCAUGGGGCUCACGAUCACUAACCAUGAAGUCGCUUCUGUUUAUGGCAUUAAUUUUGAGGCUAAAUACGACUACUCAUCUGCCUUUAGGUAUUUGGUGUACGCAGAAAUAGCUAUCGCCGGCAUGACAUUGUUUACACUCGUAUGGGCUUAUUUAGCUGUCCGUAGAAGAGGACUUGUUUUUGCACUAUUCUUCUUUGAUUUGCUAACGACGCUGACGGCUAUAUCGGCUUUCUCCGCGGCCAUGUCGGAUGGUUACAUCGGAAAGUAUGGUAAUACACACGCCGGUUGGCUUCCGAUAUGUGGCUACGUCCAUAACUACUGUAACCGUGUUACUCUCUCACUUGCAUUGGCCUUCGCAUCUUUUCUCCUCUUGUUCAUCCUUACUGUCUUAACUGCCUCAGCUGCUCGUCAUUUCUAAUUAACUUUCUUUACUUUUCGUAUUAUACAUUUGCUUUUAACUCAUGAUUUUUCAAGCUUUCUUAUAUACUUAUAAUUAUAAGAUGAAAAAUCUAAAGAAAGAAAUUGUAUGAUUCCGUGAGGUGCUUAUCCUUGAGACUCUUGUUACUUGUUAUGUUAAUUAAGUCUCGUCUUCAUUUGUUUUUAUC